AAGGGGCGGGGCAACUUACAAAACAUUUGGAGCAUGUGGCGCCAAUUUUUAUCUGCUGUGUUAUCCAAUUCACAACACAGUCUCCGGCCGUGAGGUGUGCCCUGGAUGUGCCUGACUGACUGUGUUACUUUGUCGCAGUUUUUGAAGAAUCAGUUUUCACAUAUUCUUGAAAUUGGACUAAAAUGGCUACAAGACGAGCAAAACGCGAAGCCGGAGUAAAGGAAUUGACCCCCCAGGAUCUUAAGGAACCAGUCCGAAGAUCAUCACGACACGACCUGGCACCUAAGCGCCUCAAAUACUCUCCUGAGAGCAGCCCAGAUGAAAGCAGGAAACAAACAAAAACAAAACCGCACGAUGCCAAAAGCAGACAGAAAACCCGAAAAAACAUCAAAAAGGAAGAAGAAGAAGAUAUUAAAAACAGUGAUGUGGAUCACACAUCUGGUGGACACAGAGAACUUUCAGAAUAUGAACUGGAGCGUCUGGAGAACAUCAGACAGAACCAAGCCUUUUUGACCUCCAUCAACUUACUCCAGGCGACUGAUGAGUUGAAGCAGUUGACGCGACCAAAGCCAUCGCAGAGGGGUCUCUUGAGGUCUCAUGCUGCUGUGAAGGAACUGCUGCCAGCUCGAAAAUCUCUUCGUCUCCAAAAGAAAGAGGCAGAGGUCCUGACCCUUCCUCCGGAACCGAGAGGGACGCUGGUCUAUGAAGAGACCACUCGUCUCAGGAAGCCUCCUGGUCCUCUACCAAUGGAUCCAAUCAACAUGGAGGAGGGAAGCAAGUUGCCGUCAAACCUUCUUGAGCUCUGUUCUGAGGAUUCAACACUAGACAAAAAGACAGAACUCGACCUGAAAGAGUACCGCACAGCCCUGAAGAGCAUGAGGAUCUCUGAGGAUAAAGUGGCCAAAGUGGUGAAAGACCGCAUCUUCUCUGCAGCCUUCCACCCCUGCUCCAGCAGCCUAUUAAUGGCUACAGGAGACAAGUGGGGUAAAGUGGGCCUCUGGAAGUUGGGUGGUGAUUGGGGCGAUGAUGGCGUGCUGCUCUUUGAGCCUCACACUCGUCCAGUGGGCUGCAUGGCGUUCUCCCCGGCUCAUCCCACCGACCUCUUGAGCCUCAGCUAUGACGGAACUCUGCGCUGCAUGGACGUAGAGAAGGCGGUCUUUAAUGAUGUGUAUGACAUCGGCGAUGGUCUGAAAACAUUCGACUUCAUGUCACAUGACUGCUCCACACUGGUGGUUGGGAACUGGUAUGGAGAAGUUGCCAUUGUGGAUCGGCGCACUCCAGGAAACUCACACGAGUCCCUUCACUCUGUGGACCCCAAAACACUCCGCUGUGUCAGUGUCCACCCUUUACAGAAGCAGUACUUUGCUGUAGCAGAGAGCAAGAUAGUGAGUAUUUACGACAGCAGAUGCCUUAAAAAGACAAAGAGCCCGGCAGUCUCCCAGCUGCAUGGGCACUCUUUGAGCAUAUCCAGCGCUUAUUUCUCCCCUUGUACGGGAAACAGAAUCCUCACCUCCUGCAUGGAUAACAGCAUAAGAGUAUACGACACCUCAUCAAUGACUUCUAGAACCCCUUUGCUGUCAUCCAUCAGGCAUGACAUGCACACGGGCCGCUGGCUGAGCAAACUAUCAGCAGUGUGGGACCCUAAACAGGAAGACUGCUUUGUCGUUGGGAGCAUGUCGAGGCCACGAAGGGUGCAGGUGUUCCACGAAAGCGGGCAGCCUCAGCACUCCUUCGUGGAUGAUGAGAACCUGAACACGGUGCUGUCUGUCACCGCUUUCCACCCCACAAGGAAUGCCUUACUUGGAGGCAAUGCAUCAGGGCGCCUGCAUGUCUUCUCCGACUGAGAAAGAGCAUGACAUGACCAAGACCUCCAUGUGCCUUUUAAAGGCACAGAGAACACUGUAAGGACAUUUUUACAGUCUAGAGGUACAAGUCGUACACUGUAGAGGAAUAUAUAGCUCACUGAAACUUAUCGUGACAAUGUUGUCAUAACUAAAACACAGUAUUGUCAUGCAUUUCUCACUGCAGGGGAGAAACAUGUUUGGAUAGAUAUUACAUUUUGGGGGCAGUAGAAUUACUGAUAAACUUUAAGAGGACACAGUAUCUGUUACAAAAUAGUUCAAUUUUCUGUCUCAGCAUUCACAACAGAACACUUUCUUUCUCCAGAAGUAAGGUGGUGUCAGAACGGAGCAGCCGUCUUUGAUGCAUCUUAUAGUGAAGUUUGUCUCAGCCUUAUAACACCACAUGUAAAGUUACCAUUUAUCCUCUUUUGUGUUUUCAAUUUUACAACAACAUGAUGGUGUUUUCAGUUUCUACAAAUUUGAUUUGUAUUUUUUUUGUUCUACCUUUUUUAGAUGCUCAGUAGGACACAGUGAAUGUAAAUGAAGCCUAUCAGUUGGCACCAACCAAAAAUAAGACUCCAAAAGUUCAUCUUUGCGUCUCUUUCCAGGAAGUUGACUAACUAGUUGUUUACCAUUUUUUUAAUCAAUGGUGUAUUUAUAUUAAGUGUGGAUAAGUUUUAUUGAACUACACGUACAUCAUCUAUAUAAAAAGAUCAACUUUUCCGUCAUUUAGUUUUUUAAUAGUGGUCUAUGUUGACCGAGGCUUGUCCAUCUUUGAGAUAAGAGAGUUUAUUUUCUGUUCAUUAUCCCAAUCUAGGUUUGAAAACACUGAGCAGACACGGCAGGUUUUGGAUAUAUUUCAGUUGUUUGCUUCGCUUGGAACUUCUCUGUUCUCGUUAUCAAUUUCUUACAUUCCCAAUGUCUCACAGAACCAAAGCAAUCCUCCACAUGGAUCUGUAUAUUUUUGUUGAAAAGGGCUAAAGUGUGAAAGUGCCUGUUAGAAAAUUGUGUUUUUUAUUUGUUUGUUUGUUGCUUCUGAUGUUAAAACAAUAAAUAUAGAGACAUUUUUAUACCAAA
Molecule: messenger RNA, 2918 nt
Organism: Notolabrus celidotus (New Zealand spotty)
Lineage: Eukaryota; Metazoa; Chordata; Actinopteri; Labriformes; Labridae
Gene: wdr76
Product: WD repeat domain 76
Exons: 15
Coding region: 183-1844 (553 amino acids)
Biological process (GO): regulation of DNA damage checkpoint
Cellular component (GO): nucleus
Molecular function (GO): DNA binding; protein binding
Source: RefSeq, a predicted model, not a curated record